GUAGGUCUGUUGAACGAACCAGAGGGAGUGUAGAUAAGGAUGUGGUCACGUCUCUGUCUGAGAACCAAAAACCAAAAGCUGUGGGUGCAGUUUUUAGAGGCUCCAAACAAACAAGCCCAUGUUUAUCGGUACCCCAAAUGAAAAUUCCUACCCAUUACGUGUGAGGUCUUACUCUUAUCCCCAAUAAUACAUGUCUCAAACGAUACAUCCACCAACUUUCUCUCGUGUGAAUAUUGUGUAUAUAAAGCCUUCGCAAUCAACACCUUCUUCCUCAUCUCUCUUUUCUUCUCUCUUUAAAGCCAACAUGGAGAGCGAUAUUGUCAACAUGAGGACCUUUGACAUGGAUGCACUUAAGACAAAUCUUCCACAGAAGAGAGGACUGUCAAGGUAUUACUCGGGAAAAUCGAGAACAUUUACUUGCAUGGCUGAUGUUCGUUGCCUUGAGGAUUUGAAGAAACCAGAACAUCCAGAAGCUAAGAAGAGGAAGAAAUAUUCGGAGAGGAAGGACAUUCAUCUUUCGCCAUGUAGAAGAGUUUCCAGUAGCACUCAAUGUGCCACUCCUUGCGUUAAUUGAGAGUUUUUUCUCCACAUUGUCUAUAUAAGUUCAAAUUUCAACAAUACACGCAAAAUAUUUCAUUUUCUGUAGUUGUAUUUCAAACCCUCUUUAAUGCAAUGAACUAUGCCUUUGCAAA
This is a messenger RNA of Carya illinoinensis, 692 nucleotides long. RefSeq lists its product as uncharacterized. The record is from RefSeq and is a predicted model, not a curated record. NCBI's taxonomy places the organism in Eukaryota, Viridiplantae, Streptophyta, Magnoliopsida, Fagales, Juglandaceae. Bases 191 to 574 code for a protein of 127 amino acids. The transcript is spliced from 2 exons.